Messenger RNA from Trichobilharzia regenti, 627 nucleotides. The record is from the annotation of a GenBank genome assembly. Lineage: Eukaryota; Metazoa; Platyhelminthes; Trematoda; Strigeidida; Schistosomatidae.
UCUUUCAAAAAAUUACGCCGAUUCCUUAGUCUCAUCAAUUUUUAUCGCCGUUUCAUUCCUCACUGUGCAUAGCUGGCCCAAACUCUGACAAAUCUACUAAAAGGUCACGCAAAAUUGCUGCACAUGAAUACUUCAGCAGUCGGAGCAUUUGAAAAGCUGAAACCAACUCUAAGCUCAGAAACUUCACUGAUACGCCGUGACGUCAACGCUCCUAUAGCUAUUAUGACAAAUGCAUUAGAUGUCGCCAUCGGUGUAGUUCUUCGGAAAUUUGCUGCUUCAAAAUGGAAACCUCUCUCUUUUUUCUCCGAACGUCUAGACGCUACUCAAUCAAGAUAUAGUGCAUUCAGUAGGGAAUUACUAGCAGUCUAUGUUGCUGUUAAACGCUUUCGUCAUAUGGUCGAAGGAAUACCGUUCACCAUCUACACAGACCACAAACCUUUAACCAAAGCCACGAAUGCAAAGCAUGAUAGGUACUCACUGACAGCUGCGACACCUCGAGUUCAUUUCUCAGUCCACUUCAGAUAUUAGAUUCAUCAAAGGACAUAAAAACGAGGUAGAGAGAAUAUUUCAAACCAGUCACUGAAAUUCCAGCUGACGAAACUACUUUUGCACAACAACUGAGACAAC